Molecule: messenger RNA, 2338 nt
Organism: Schistosoma turkestanicum
Lineage: Eukaryota; Metazoa; Platyhelminthes; Trematoda; Strigeidida; Schistosomatidae
Source: the annotation of a GenBank genome assembly
AUGAAUGUUUUAAAAAUUCAAGAACAAUCAUCUUCAUCUCCUAAUAAAUACAAUUCUCACAGAUUAGAAGCUCUAAAACAUCAUUUGGAAAAUUUACACAAACUAACAGAUAUUAAUUUUACUAAACUAAUCAAUCAAUAUGAAGAAGAAUGUUCAACUGAAUGGAUUAAAAAUUUAGAUGAAUCAGAACAAGUUAUUGACUAUAAGACUCCUUCAUAUGACAGCCUUUACAAAUACACACUAAAUGCAAUAUUAACAAAACAAAAAAAUCCAACAAUCAAAUUAUCUGAAAGUAAUCCACAAAUCAAUGAAAAACAAAAUACUGACUCAUUAAAUAACGUCUUAAAUGAAUCAGUCAAAGAUAGGCCAUGUCAUUCAAUUGAAAUGAGUCAUUUUACACUCACGCCUCCAUGGUCUUCUGAAGAUAUUUCUGAUGAAACAGAUGAGGAUAGUGCAACAAUUAAACAAAUUUCAAACAGGCUACUAGUUCAGAAAAUCAUGAAUGGACCUGGCACAUUAGUUGAUCAUUAUAGAGAAAAUUGUAAUAAAUUGAAAUGUAAUACGUUAAAAUCUGUUGUGAAUCGGUUAGAAAAAUUGUGUACAUCAAAAUAUAUGAAUUUUUCAGAAUUGCACUUGAGUAAAUUAAAAUUUAAACCAGUGGCUAAAUUCUUGAAAAAAUUUAAUGAACUGGAAAUAUUGGAUCUGAGCUAUAAUGAUUUUGAAAAUGAUGGGCUAACAUUAGUGAAAGAUUUAUUGGAAGAAUUCGCAUUUCUUAAACAUAUUAACCUCUCUGGUAAUCACUUGAAUCAAGAAGCUCUCAAACUUCUACAGUUGAUAUUAAAGAAAAACACUCAAAUGGAUACUUUAAUAUUGAAAGAUGCAAGAAUAAACGAUACAGGUGCAGGGAUGAUUGCUAGUGGUUUAAGACAAAAUACGCGUUUAAAAAUGUUAGAUCUAUCGAAGAAUCUUAUCAGAUGUAAAGGAGCUUUAGAAAUUGCAAAAGUAUUAGCUAACAGCAUCAAUUUGCAAUGGCUAAGUUUACACUGGAAUCAAAUACGUUCAGAUGGAGCUUUUGAGUUCGGGAAUUCAUUAGAGUUCAAUACUUCACUUAAGUACUUAGAUAUUUCUUGGAAUGGAUUCAAUGGCAAAAGUUUGGAAAAUCUUGGCAAAGGUUUAACUCAAAAUUGUCAUUUGGAGGAAUUGAACUUAAAAUACAAUCGUAUUGAUUUAAAGAGUAUUAUCUUAUUUGCAGAUUGUCUAUACACAAAUAAAUCUUUAAAGAAAUUAUGUCUUGGUUUCAAUCCAUUGACAAUGGCUGGUAUUCAUGAAUUAAUUUAUGUGAUUGGGAACUCAUCAAAAUGUAUGAUUGAAGAAUUAGAUUUAGAAGGGUUAACAAUUAAUGAAAAUAUUUCACGUCAAGCACAUCGUAUCAGUCGUAAACGACAUUUUGUAUUAAAAGUUGCCAAAUGUAUUAAAUGGGAAACUCGUUACGGGAAAUACAGUAAAACAGAUCCGAUGACAUUUUUAAUAAAUUAUCUUAGUAGGCAUGGAAUGCGCCUAUUGGAUUUAUACCAAUUGUUAGAUCCCCAACAAACCGGAGUGAUAAGUGAAGCUCAGUUUACAGAAAGAAUGAUUAAAAAUCAAAUUCCAUUAAAUCCAGACGAUAUCAAAAUUCUGAUCAAGUAUAUUGAUCCGGAGAGAACUGACAGAAUAACUUAUAAACUGCUUGCAAGCCGAAUUUACUUUUAUCGAAUCAAUGUUGGUGAACAAUUACGAAUUAGAGCGACUGAAUUGUCAAAGCAUCAGUUAGAUCAACAAAGACUAUUUGUACGUCCCAAAGGACCAGAUAUUAUUGACAGACCACCUAAAGGGUUUCCUUCGAAAUCAAGGAAAUCUUCUGAUAAUCCGAAACGACUCCAAUUAUCCAAGACAUCAAAAACAAUUGCUACAACGCAUCCCGAUAAAACUUCCCAAAAUUAUGUAAACAGUCAAGAAAGAACGUGCCCCAAAUCAAAUUAUAGCAAUGAACCUCAGGAGGAAAACAAUAAUUCAUCUAUAAAGCGCACAGAAAUUUUAAAAACAACUGAAAAUAAAGAUAAUUGUGCAUCCAUAAUAACUGAAGUACCUAACUAUGAGACAUGUGAAAUUUUAGAUAGAACGAAAGAAUUGGAUCAUGAGACUACAUCAGAUAAACAUAAACCUUUGAAUAUACCGAAGUACAAAGAUUUCGGAAAACCAAUUAAUGGAACUAAAAAUAAUGCCAAACUUCAUGUAAUUCCAAUAACUGACGUUUUCGACAAGAAAUAUUUUCAAAAGUUUCUUUACUCGUAGUUCAGAA